CUAGUCCUCAAGGGGAUUCCUGAGAGCAUGAGAGAGCUCUGGCUGCUUUUCUCUGGGGCAAUCAACGAGAUGGCUACUCACCCUGGAUACUACGAAGACCUGGUGGAGAAGUCGAUGGGCAAGUACAACCUGGCAACAGAGGAGAUUGAGAGGGACCUGCACCGCUCUCUCCCUGAGCACCCGGCCUUUCAGAACGAAAUGGGCAUCGCUGCUCUCCGCAGGGUCCUUACUGCCUAUGCAUUCCGAAAUCCUAAUAUUGGAUACUGUCAGGCUAUGAAUAUUGUAACAUCUGUGUUGCUGCUCUACGCCAAAGAAGAGGAGGCUUUCUGGCUGCUAGUAGCACUCUGUGAGAGGAUGCUGCCUGACUACUACAACACCAGAGUUGUAGGAGCCCUAGUUGAUCAGGGUGUGUUUGAAGAACUCGCGCGGGAAUACGUUCCACAGCUGUACGACUGCAUGCAGGACCUUGGAGUCAUCUCAACAAUUUCUCUCUCCUGGUUCCUCACCCUGUUCCUGUCUGUCAUGCCGUUUGAGAGCGCAGUGGUGGUGGUGGACUGCUUUUUCUACGAUGGCAUCAAAGUCAUAUUUCAGCUGGCACUCUCUGUGCUGCACGCUAACAUUCACCAGUUGCUGGGCUGCAAGGAUGACGGCGAGGCCAUGACCGUACUGGGCAGGUACUUGGACAGUGUGACCAAUAAGGACAGCACUUUACCUCCCAUCCCCCACCUGCACUCCUUACUAACAGACAACGGAGAACCACAUCCAGAGGUCGACAUCUUCAAACUGGUCCGCAGCUCCUACGAGAAAUUUGGCUCCAUCCGUGCAGACGUGAUUGAACAGAUGCGUUUCAAACAAAGACUGAGGGUCAUCCAAACCAUCGAAGAUACAACUAAACGCAAUGUGGUCAGAACUAUUGUAACAGAGACUGCCUUCAGUAUUGAUGAGCUGGAGGAGCUCUACGUGCUCUUCAAGGCAGAGCACCUGACCAGCUGUUACUGGGGUGGCAGCAGCAACCCCACAGAGCGUCACGAUCCCAGCCUGCCCUACCUGGAGCAGUACCGCAUUGACGUAGAACAGUUUAAAGGCCUGUUCAACCUGCUGUUCCCCUGGGCCAACGGAGCCCACUCAGACCCACUGGCUGUGCGCUUCUUCCGGCUCCUCGACCAAAAUGGAGACGCCCUCAUCAACUUCAGGGAGUUCAUCAGCGGCCUGGGUGUUUUAUGUCACGGAGACCUCACUGAGAAGCUGAAGCUCCUCUAUAAGAUGCAUGUUUUACCUGAAAUUACUCAUGAACAGGAGGAGCCUGACUCUGCCUUUGAAGCCACUCAGUACUUCUUUGAAGACAUCACUCCAGAAACAUCAGUUGGUCAUGACUCAAAGUGCAGAAGUGAGAAGGAUGACGGCUUUGUCAGAGUUACAUUUAAGACUGAGAAAGUCAAGAAACUGAACACUCCUGAUUACCGCCACUACCUGAAACUGUGGAACCAGGAGACCAAGCCCAAACGAGAAAACACGAAAGACCUCCCCAAACUGAAUCAGAGCCAGUUCAUUGAGCUUUGCAAGACCCUCUACAGCAUGUUCAGUGAGGAUGUUGCAGAACAGGAGCUGUACCAUGCCACGGCCACAGUCACCAGUUUGCUGCUGGAAAUGGGAGAGGUGGGAAAGCUCUUCUCCUCCUCCUCCUCCAGUAGAAAGGACCACAAUAUGGAGGGUAAAUCAGAACCAAGCAUGUGCAUGAGAGAUACCGCAGAUCCCAAAACCACCCGGGAGGCCGGACCUGAUGGUAUGUUCCAGCAGGGGGACUGUGGAGACACUUUUGUCCGUGCAGGGCUAGAGAACAAGCCGAGCCCCUGUGAGGAGGGGAAAGGGGACGAAGGGAACGAGCAGCUGCCACCUAUGCAAGACAUCAAGCUGGAGGACUCGUCCCCCAAAGACACAGGCACGUCCUCUGCCAUGCUCAUCUCAGAUGAUGAAACCAAAGAUGACACUUCAAUGUCAUCUUACUCAGUGCUCAGCGCAGGCUCCCAUGAGAUGGAUGAAAAGCUGCAGUGUGAGGACAUUGCAGACGACACAGUGCUAGUGCGCAGCGACAGUGGCACCAACGGUGAAAGAAGUAACCGGCCUCACAGCAGUGGUCCCCUCGACAGAGGGCUGCCUCACAGCACUAGCAUUGACAAAGACUGGGCCAUCACGUUUGAACAGUUCCUGGCCUCUGUGCUCACUGAGCAGGCGCUGGUGCAUUAUUUUGAGAAGCCAGUGGAGGUGGCAGCGCGUAUAACAAAUGCUAAGAAUGUUCGUAAGGUCGGGCGCCCCCUCCUGUCAACAAGUGACUAUGAGAUCUCGCUAUCUGGCUGAAGUCUCACUGGAGAUUUCACAAAGACUUUUUAAAGGGAAAGACAAUUAUCAGUCGGUGGUGUAAAAAUGUUUCUGUGAGUUUUAGAGGACAAGGAAGGUAAAUGUAAAAUGUAUGUGUAUGAUAGCUGAAUGAAUGUGACCAAAAACUGCUCUUAGCAAUGUAUUUUAUCAGAUGUGAAAGACUUUUAUUAUAACAAUCACUAGAUUCUGUCCGGCUAAGAGGGAACAGGAUAUUAAUAUUAAGGUUUGCUCAGAUGAAAUCAGUGCGUACAUGUAGUAGCUGUACUUUAUAAGACAUUAUGCAUAGGUGUUAAUAUUGUAAUCUCUAGUACUCUUGUAGAUAUAAAUGUCCACAGAUACAGUCCAGUUCCAAACUGGGAUAUUGAUAGUCUACAGUACAUACGAUCACCUAACAUUAUAUCAGGUCAAACUAUUGCUUCCUUACUUUAUGAUUCCAUUUGCUGCUAAUCAAAACUUUUUUUGUUUCUCACUUGAUGACAGUGUGGAAAAUUACCAAGCAAAGCUGUGAAAAUUCAGUGGUUGAGUGAAUUUUCAUGUGUUAUCGUGUAAACUCUCUUUAGCUCCUCAUCACUUUAAUGCAGUGUGUCACUUUGGCAGAAACUACUCUCUUUUUCACAUACAUACCUACAUAAUGACUUCCUGGAUAGUCACCUCCCAAAAUAAUGUUCACAAUAAUUGUUGCAGUUUAUUUUCUAAUAGUAAUAAUAACAAUGAUGGAAAUGGCACAAAAAAAUUAUACCACAAUUUUGUGAAAAAUGUUUUGGUGGUUCAGGAACUCAAAGGAAGGUGUGUGUUCUAAGAAAAGAUGAUUACACUAACAAAAUGCUUUUGAAUGAAGAGACUGCACUUUCUUUAUGUUUACAAUAAUGUGAUCCACUAAUAUGUACUUGCUUGCCUUUCGCCUAGCUAUUGUUGUCUGCACUCCCAACUGAAAUUUUGCCUUUUUUCCUUUUUUUAAAAACACGUUUUUACCUUUUUGCUCUGUACAUUUUUUACAUUGCUGUUUUUAAGUUGUUUUUAUGUGAAUACUUUUUAUGUUAAAUGUCUAGGUGUUGUUACUCUGGAUUCUGAAGCAUUGUGUAUCACUCCAUUUAAUUAAAAUGACAGUAUGAUUGAUUCAAUGCUGCACAGUA
Messenger RNA from Lates calcarifer (barramundi perch), 3509 nucleotides. RefSeq names its product TBC1 domain family member 9-like. The record is from RefSeq and is a predicted model, not a curated record. Gene Ontology annotation, molecular function: calcium ion binding. Lineage: Eukaryota; Metazoa; Chordata; Actinopteri; Centropomidae.